Messenger RNA from Callithrix jacchus (white-tufted-ear marmoset), 3360 nucleotides. RefSeq names its product twinkle mtDNA helicase. Lineage: Eukaryota; Metazoa; Chordata; Mammalia; Primates; Cebidae. Gene Ontology annotation, cellular component: mitochondrion. Gene Ontology annotation, molecular function: single-stranded DNA binding; ATP binding; 5'-3' DNA helicase activity. The record is from RefSeq and is a predicted model, not a curated record. Gene Ontology annotation, biological process: mitochondrial DNA replication.
GUGAGCUCCUCAGAGUGCUGCGUGGGGUAUACUUAGAGUCUGGUCUAUUGAAGGCACGCUAACCAGGCCCCUAAGGCAUUUUAAGUAGUGCAUUCCCACAUUUGGCUAGGAAUGUGGGUCCUCCUCCGAGGUGGGAACCCCCUCCGUAUCUUCCUACCCCAGCGUGGGGAGUGGAUGGGUCGGAGGGGCCUUCCCCGAGGCUUGGCCCCAGGGCCUCCUCGCAGACGGUACAGGAAGAAGGCUCUCCCAGCGUUGGAGAUACCAGUGUUGCCUGUAACUGUAACCGAAAUCCGCCAGUAUUUGCGGGGGCGUGGGAUCCCCUUCCAGAAUGGCCACAGUUGCCUGCGGACACCGAGCCCCUUUGUAGAGUCUUCGCAGCUCAAAGACCAGACUGCUGUUACCACUUCUUUCAGCCUCUACAUUGACAAGACCACAGGCCGCUUUCUCUGCAUGACCAGCCUAGCAGAGGGGAGCUGGGAAGACUUCCAGGCUAGCGUGGAGGGGGGAGGGGAUGGAGCCAGUGAGGGGCUUCUGCUUAGUAAGGCUCCAGAAGUUGAGGACAGUGAGGAGGUCCGGAGGAUCUGGAACCGAGCAGUACCUCUCUCGGAGCUGCCUGAUCCGGAGGAGGUUCAGCUGGCUUACACAAUGUUUGGCCUUACCAACAUUACAGAUGACACACUCAAGCGUUUCAGUGUGCGAUAUCUGCGACCUGCCCGCAGUCUUGUCUUCCCUUGGUUCUCCCCUGGCUCAGGAUUACGAGGCCUGAAGCUACUGCAGGCUAAAUGCCAGGGGGAUGGAGUGAGCUACGAGGAAACCACCAUUCCCCAGCCCAGUGCCUACCACAAUCUGUUUGGAUUACCACUGAUUAGUCGUCGAGAUGCUGAGGUGGUUCUGACGAGUCGUGAGCUUGACAGCCUGGCCUUGAACCAGUCCACGGGGCUGCCUACCCUUACUCUACCCCAAGGAACAAGCUGCUUACCCCCCGCCUUACUCCCUUACCUGGAACAGUUCCGGCGGAUUGUAUUCUGGUUAGGGGAUGACCUUCGGUCCUGGGAAGCGGCCAAGUUGUUUGCACGAAAACUGAACCCCAAACGAUGCUCCUUGGUUCGGCCAGGUGAUCAGCAGCCUCGUCCCCUGGAGGCCCUGAACAGAGGCUUAAAUCUUUCUCGUAUUCUUCGCACCGCCCUGCCUGCCUGGCACAAGUCUAUUGUGUCUUUCCGGCAGCUUCGGGAGGAGGUGCUAGGAGAACUGUCAAAUGUGGAGCAAGCAGCUGGCCUCCCUUGGAGCCGCUUCCCAGACCUCAAUCGUAUCUUGAAGGGACAUCGAAAGGGCGAGCUGACGGUCUUCACAGGGCCAACAGGCAGUGGAAAGACAACAUUCAUCAGUGAGUAUGCCCUGGAUUUGUGUUCCCAGGGGGUGAACACACUGUGGGGUAGCUUCGAGAUCAGCAAUGUGAGACUAGCCCGGGUCAUGCUGACACAGUUUGCAGAGAGGCGGCUGGAAGAUCAACUGGACAAAUAUGAUCACUGGGCCGACCGCUUUGAGGACCUGCCCCUCUAUUUCAUGACUUUCCAUGGGCAGCAGGGCAUCAGGACUGUGGUAGAUACAAUGCAACAUGCGGUCUACGUCUACGACAUUUGUCACGUGGUCAUCGACAACCUGCAGUUCAUGAUGGGUCACGAGCAGCUGUCCACAGACAGGAUUGCAGCUCAAGACUACAUUGUUGGGGUCUUUCGGAAGUUUGCGACAGACAAUAACUGUCAUGUGACGCUGGUCAUUCACCCCCGGAAAGAGGAUGAUGACAAGGAACUGCAGACAGCAUCCAUUUUUGGCUCAGCCAAAGCAAGCCAGGAAGCAGACAACGUUCUGAUCCUGCAGGACAGGAAGCUGGUCACGGGGCCAGGGAAACGGUAUCUGCAGGUGUCCAAGAACCGCUUUGAUGGGGAUGUAGGUAUCUUCCCACUUGAGUUCAACAAGAGCUCCCUCACCUUCUCCACUCCACCAAAGAACAAGACUCGGCUCAAGAAGAUCAAGGAUGAAGCUGGACCAGUGGCCAAAAAGCCCUCUUCUGGCAAAAAGGGGGCUACACCACAGAAAUCUGAGAGUUGCUCAGGCAAGGCCCCCAUUCUUGACCAGCCUGAUACCUCCAAGCCUUCAAAGUGAGGGCGGUGCAGAGCUAGUCACUGAAAUAAGCCUGAUAGGACAGGCAGGCUGGGGCGUAAAACACAGGGCUUCUGUAUCCUGUGAUCAUGAGCUGUGUGUCUGAGGGGCCUAACCUAGGGCAGACUUCCGAAGUGAGAAAAUUCAACGUAGCAGACUACUUAGAAACCACUGUGUGCCGGGCUUUGUUCAAGGUCCUGUAUAUACAGCACUGAAAAGAGAGAUAAGGUCUCUGCUCCCAUGCAUUCUAGUGGAAGAGACAAGCAAGCAACGAGCAAAUAAGCAGAAAACCUAGUUUUAGUUCAUGAAAAAUGUUGUAAAGAAAAUAGAAAUGCGGGCUGGGUGCAGUGGCUCGCACCUGUAAUCCCAGCACUUUGGGCGGGCAGAUCGCGAGGUCAGGAUUUCGAGACCAGCUUGAUCAACAUGGUGAAACCCCAUCUCUACUAAAGAUACAAAAAUUAGUUGGGUCUGGUUUCGCGCACCUGUAAUCCCAGCUACUCAGGAGGCUGAGGCGGGAGAAUCACUUGAGCCCAGGAGGUGGAGGUUGUGGUGAGCUGAGAUCACGCCACUGCACUCCAGCCUGGGCAGCAGAGCAAGACUCUGUCUCCAGAAAAAAAAAAAAAAGGAAAAGAAAAUAGAAAUUCGAUAGCAUGCUGGCAGGGUAUUGUGGAUAAGUGGUCUGAAAAGGUGUCUCUGAGCUGAGGGCAUGUGAGCUGGGGCCUAAACAACUAGAAGGAGAGAGCCACAUGAACAUCCAGAGAAGGGGAUCCAGGAGAGGGAAAGGAAAUAGCAAGCGCUGAGGUAGGAAUGAGCAGGUCAGAACCCAGGCAGUGAGGUCAGGCCCCCUGAAUCUGGGAGGCAUAGGCGACUUCAUGCAAAAACCCCAGCCCAGGCUUUAAGAGCCUAAGGGUAAUAUGGUGGGUCCCAAGCCCCUCUGCUCCCCACUUUGUAGAGCCUGGCACGAGGUAGCAAUGACUAGAAUCGGAUUCUAGGUGCUUAGCCUGCAAUAUCAGGGCUUCAUGGGGUGGUGGGGAGGAGCUGCCACCCGCUGGGUUGCUUGGCCAUAGAGCCGUAGAAGGAAGCUGUCAGCCCACAGUGCCUGCCACCUACAUACUGAUGCCAUUGUGUGCUGCCUCAGACACCUGGAGUUAGGACGUUUUGUAGAGCCUUUUCCAGUUUUACUAAAAUAUUUUUUCAUUG